CCUUCUCUCCAUCUUUACCUCCAUCCACACCUUCUCCCCACGUUGUCUUCUGUUCACACGUGACAUCACUUCCUGUGCAGAGCUUCCAGAGGUGUUCCUCCUCCAGAAGACGCCAUCCUCUCCAGUCACCUGCAUGGUGACAGGUUUCUACCCCGACUUAGCCGACCUGUUUUGGAGGAAAGACGGCGAGCAGAUCUUCGAGGACGUGGAGCACGGAGAGCUGCUCCCCAACCACGACGGAACCUUCCAGAUGUCGGUGGAGCUGAAAGUGGAGGUGACGGCCGAGGUGGAGGGCAAGUACGAAUGUGUGUUCCGGCUGUCUGGCGUCAAGGAGGACCUGGUCACCAAGCUGGAGAGAAGAAGCAUCCUGAGCAACGCAAGCCCACAAGACAACACUAAGAUCCUCCCUAUGACGAAGGACUCGGAGGACAGCAUUCCAGAUGCCUUUGAGGUGGUGCCACCUCAGAACUGUCCCUUCCCUGGCAACCGUGUCACAUACAUUGGUGGCUGGGUGAUGAAGUGA
Messenger RNA from Nerophis lumbriciformis (worm pipefish), 523 nucleotides. NCBI's taxonomy places the organism in Eukaryota, Metazoa, Chordata, Actinopteri, Syngnathiformes, Syngnathidae. The record is from RefSeq and is a predicted model, not a curated record.